This is a messenger RNA of Dermacentor andersoni, 1283 nucleotides long. RefSeq lists its product as uncharacterized. Lineage: Eukaryota; Metazoa; Arthropoda; Arachnida; Ixodida; Ixodidae. The record is from RefSeq and is a predicted model, not a curated record.
CGAGGUCUUUAUAAGUGCGUGAUUGUAGCUAGCGUGCGAUUACGGUCUUUUCCCGCGUUAGGCUCUGGUUUGGAUAGGGGAAUCUAUAUCUCUGACCUCGUCGAUGAGUGAGGAUUUCUCAGUAUUGAUUAUGUACGCGAAAAAAUUUGGGAGGGCUGGUCUGAUCUGUUUUUUUUUUUGAGGUACGGGGUGUGUGCAGGCUCGGGCUACGGCAUGGGCUUGCAGGUCUACAGCUGCAGAUUCAUGGCCAACGACCGAGAUGGGCUUCCUUUGUGGGAGCAGGGUCCGGAGACCUGUUAAAAUGCGUAGAGCGCAUGGUGAGAUGUCGCCGGCGCGGAAUCCUCGCAGGGCAGCCGACGGGAAGGGCGUAUCCCCUCAGGCAACCAAGUUGAGGGUGUGAGCGGCAAGGAGGGAGGAAGAUGUGCGACGUUCACGUGCAACGAUUUCCUUCAUGACUAACGUUUGGCAUACAAGCCAGGACAUGCUUUUAGAACACGGUGUUAUGAGAUAAAGCUUGUUCUGAAGCGGCCUCUGUGUGGGGGUCCCGGCAGAGCAUCAGUGAAAUACCUCGUUUUGAACUGGGACAUAAUGGUACGUACAGUCACCGUCGAACUUAACCGAACGCCCGUUAGACGUCUUUCGUUUUUUUUUCCUGUGUAGGGUGCUGGAGAUUUCAGGUUGGAGUGCCUUGCACCAGUGCUAGCUUAAUACGUCUUUCUUCCAAAACCCACAGCUCCUUACAGAACGUGCUUGUUAAAGCUAAACCGCCAUACUAGAUGUGUCUUCAAAGCUGGGGUUGGCUCUGACGGUGGCUUGUACCACGACAUCGCACGGACGGCGUUUCUCGCGCAGGUUUCUUCAAGGCGUUCCAGAAGCAGCUGCGCGUGCCCUACAUGAGCUGGGUGUUCCUGCUGACCACGGUCCUGCUGUGCCUGAUGUCGACGACGGGCCCGCUUCGACGAAGCAGCGGCCUAGAGGCUGCGGUCGGCGUGCAGGCCAUCCGAGCUUUCCUGCCGGCAUUCGUGGUGCACACGACGCAGGGCAUCAACAACUACAUCUUCCGCCGGUGCCACGUCGAGAUCAUGGUCUUCUCCGUCGGAACAUUCACCAUCACCAUCGUGAUGGCUUCGGUGUACGCGCUCCACAAGGUGUCUGACGGAACGUGGAGCAUCAGGGACUGCGUCUUCUUCGGCCUCUUCAUGUGCUCUGUCGAGCGGGUACCCUUGAGCAGCGUCAUCUUCGAAGAAGGUGCUGGUUAUUUAAAAGCAAACGUAAUCCAUUGA